This is a messenger RNA of Ostreobium quekettii, 615 nucleotides long. The record is from the annotation of a GenBank genome assembly. NCBI's taxonomy places the organism in Eukaryota, Viridiplantae, Chlorophyta, Ulvophyceae, Bryopsidales, Ostreobiaceae.
AUGGGCGAGGAAGUGAAGGAGGGUGGUGCAACUGUGAGAGAUCUCUUGUUGAGAUUCUGCAAAGUGCAGCAGCAACGAGUGACGCAGUAUAACAGGCUGCACGAAGGUUUUAGAAGGUACCUACAGUCUCGGGAAGAGUCACAGUUCAUUCAGUGCCUGAGCGACUCCACAAAGGCCUUUUCGGAAAUCUCUGCUGCUGUCAUCGCCAUUGAAGCCACACUGCGGAAGGAAUCCCAUGCCCACGAUGUUGCAGACAUCCUCAGAAGGGUACAGGAAGGGGAGAGGGACAAACUGCGACUCACAUUGUCACUGCAGGCUCUUAAAAGGGUGCAUGCAUUCAGGGGCUUCAGCUGGCAGAGGGAUAAUGAGGGGAACGAAGUCGAUCAUGAAUGCGGUGUGCAUGGCACAGACAUCACGGAGAGAAUGGGGUCCCUCAAUCUGAUGGGGUCAGUGAGUGUCUCUGGAGUGGGCCCCGGGGGCAACUCGGAGCCCAGCGAGCAGGAGUACAAGAUGGCAGUGGGCGAGGCGACGCAGCAUCUUGAGAAGGCUGUCAUUCGAAUAAACGACGAGUUGGAGGAAAUCCGAUACAUGAUCGCGGACCUUGAGGGGGAGUGA